Molecule: messenger RNA, 2256 nt
Organism: Homalodisca vitripennis (glassy-winged sharpshooter)
Lineage: Eukaryota; Metazoa; Arthropoda; Insecta; Hemiptera; Cicadellidae
Product: facilitated trehalose transporter Tret1-like
Exons: 4
Coding region: 212-1603 (463 amino acids)
Biological process (GO): transmembrane transport
Cellular component (GO): membrane
Molecular function (GO): transmembrane transporter activity
Source: RefSeq, a predicted model, not a curated record
AUAGAGAGUGUAUCAAAGCACAUUCAGUCAAGAACCAUUGUUCUGUCUGUAUCAACGUAGCAAAUGUCACUCCUACAUUAGACUGACAUUGGGCUAACGUCCAGUCACAGGUGAACAAACUCGGACAGAAAUACUUCGGCCCAUGAGUUACAGAAAACAGACCACAGUUAAAGAGAUCACCCAGUUUAGAAUCUACAAAAUAUAGUCACCAAUGUUCACAUCUUGGACCUCAACCUUGCCUAUCACCAGAGCCCGAUGUCACCAGUUCUGGGCAGCAGUUACAGUCAACAUCGGAAUCAUGAUAGGCGGAGAGUACUAUGGCUGGCCUUCCCCCACAAUCCCCAAGCUAACUCAGCCCAACGCCCCUUUAUGUCUCCACCACUCAGAGAUCACCUGGAUGGUUUGCGCACUCUACUUGGGCAACAUUCUCAGUCCCAUACCUACCGGUUAUUUUAUGGACCGAUUUGGCAGAAAGAGAUCACUUAUCUAUUGCAGCAUACUCCCCAUCUCCUCUUGGGUCCUGAUAUGGCUUGCCACUAGCCUUGUACAUUUGCACGUAGCGAGGUUUCUGGGAGGAUUGUGGGUCGGCGUUAUCACGACCAUUGCUCCGAUGUACACUGGGGAAAUUGCGGAGCCAAAAAUACGAGGGGCUUUGGGAAACAUGUUUUCCUUCAUGACUUACGUGGGCACAUUGUACGUGUACUCGAUUGGUCCUUACGUGUCUUACCACACCUUGGCAAUAACAGCAGGUGUGGUGCCCAUUUAUUUUCUAACCAUGAUGUUCUCGAUACCGGAGUCUCCGUAUUACUUCCUCAUACGCAACGAUAGAGAAGGUGCUAAGAAAUCCUUACGGUGGCUCAGGGGAGGAAUGGACAACCACAAUUUAGAGUUAGAAGUCGAUAAGAUGGAGGAAGUAGUUCUGCAGCAAAUGAAAAACACGGGAUCAAUCGCAGCUAUAUUUACAACUCGUACAAAUAGAAAAGCUUUUUUAAUUGUUCAGCUAUAUGCGAUCUUCACUAAAUUCUCCGGUAUGGGUUUAAUCAUAGCGUUUAGUUCAACCACUCUUCCAAAAACAAUGUUUGAAUCUGCAGGUGCUAGCGAAUGUGCCGUAAUUCUUGCUUCCGUGUGGGUAAUUUCAAGUGGUAUGUCAAUGAUCCUUGUGGAUCGUCUCGGCAGGAAGACUCUUCUGACCGGAACAUCAUUAGGAUGUUCAAUUACUAUGUUUAGUGCAGGAUUCUGGUUCUAUCUGAGUGCAGAAACAGAAGUGGAUGUUGAAGGCUCAAGCUGGAUUCCGUUUGUCAGUUUUAUCUUUCACGGGCUAUUUUACUGUCUGGGGUUUGGGCCGAUUGGUACCAGCAUCAAAGGAGAGUUACUGUCAGCUGACAUCAGGGCCAGUGCCUCUGCUCUCACGACAGUUGUGUUAGCACUCUCCUCUCUGUUCCUGAAUUUUAUAUACAUCCCAGCUGCUGAUCACAUCGGCAUGUACUUCAACUACUGGUUAUUUUCUGCCAGCAGUAUCAUCUGUACUGUGUUCACAAUUUGUGCUUUUGUAGAAACUAAUGGGAAAACAUUGCAAGAAAUUCAGGAUCAACUUGCUAGGUAAAAUAUUUCUUAACCCACAAAAAAUACUGACUUAAGUUAGUAACAGACAAGAAAGUUCAUAUUGUCAACUUUAUAUCGUGUGGCAAACUGGGAUGGCAUAUAAUAUAAUUUCUAAUAAAACUACUGCAAAAUAUUUAUUUAUUCUUUUAUUUCUAAAAACAAUUGUUUCAACACACAAUCACCACUUCACUUCACUUUGUAUACUUAAGACUUCAGUAUGAUUCCAUUACAACUUUUCCGGUACAUGAGCAUUGUCAUAAGAUUUUCUUUAAUGCUUUUUUUCAUGCCAAAGGCAACAAAGUAAUGAUGUAGAGAAAAUUUGUCUUUAUACAAAUUCUUGUACUACACUUCUUGCACUCAAAACAGUAUCAAACACUACGGAAUUUGGGCAACAGUUGUAUUUGUUGAUUUUUUUUAAAUAGGACAAAAUGGGUUUGGCUCUAUAAAACUUUUCAACUGACAAAUUAAAAAUUAAACUUCAUUAUCAUACUUGGGGCAUGGAACAGUUCCAACACUGAUUUAAACCAAAUGUAUUUAGUUAUUGAACUUUUUACUUAGCACAGUAAUGCUGUUAGGAAGCUAUUCGCCCUGAGGUCUCUUUCUACAUUUGGCUCAGAACAAGUUCUUACACUGGAUUACAUAGGCUUAUUUGAG